Molecule: messenger RNA, 4122 nt
Organism: Leptosia nina
Lineage: Eukaryota; Metazoa; Arthropoda; Insecta; Lepidoptera; Pieridae
Source: the annotation of a GenBank genome assembly
AUGGCGGCUCCUAAAUUGUUGUAUACAAUAGAGCAGCCUCAUGGUCUUGGUGAAUUGUAUUUCACAUGGCAAAAGAGCCAUGGGUCUUUGCUUGCUACAACAGGGACAGAUGCCACAGUUGCCAUUCAUGAUAGGUCGGGACAACUUUUGGAGAGGAUCAAAUUACCUGGAUUAUGUUCAGCCAUGGCGUGGGAUAAUGAUGGUGACUAUUUAGCUAUAAUAACACCAAAUAGCAAUUCAGCGUUUUUAUGGGAAGCUCAUGCUAAUAAGAAGGUCACCAUUGAGACUGGUCUCCGGGAGGCAGCCUCUUGCUUGGCGUGGGCUUUUGGUGAGCCCCUCCUUGCUAUUGGCACCCAGAAGGGAAAUUUGGUUCUCUACAAUCACCACACAACUAAAAGAGUACCAAUAAUUGGUAAACACACUAAGAAAAUAACAUGCGCAGCUUGGAACAAAGAUAGUAUAUUAGUAUUAGGCUCUGAUGAUAAGACAUUAUCCAUAAACAACUCAGAUGGAGACACACUUAGAGUUAUCACAUUGAGAGAUAUUCCAAAUGAUCUCCAAUUUUCAGAGAUGAAAACUGAUGAACGGGUUUCUGGAGAAAAUACUAUAAGCUUAAUUGUGGGUAAGAGAACACUCUACUUAUACAACCUACUGAAUCCUGAGAAUCCUAUAGAACUUGCUUUCCAGCAAAGAUAUGGAUCCAUAUCUUCAUACAAAUGGUAUGGAGAUGGCUAUAUUCUUAUCGGGUUCAGUGCAGGUUUUGUAAUUGCAAUAUCAACUCAUAUAAAGGAGGUUGGGGAAGAACUGUUUCAAGUGAAGAACCACAAAGACAGUUUGUCAGAUGUCGCUGUUAGUGACACCCAGGCGGCCUCAUGUGGUGAUGGACAAUUGAAACUAAUAUCAAUUUGGAACAAUGGCGAAGUCUGUGGUUCAGUGAACCCAGCUGGUGGGGCGGAGCGCUGCGCGUGGAGCUUCGAUGGCAAGCUCUUAGCGACCGCUGGCCGGGCGUAUCUGAACGUGUAUGUGACAACUCUGCCGCCGUUGUACUCUGCGUAUGGAACGCGAGCGCUGACUUUGACCAAUCUUAAUGAGGUGACGGUGUACCAGUGUAUAGCUGUGGGGGAUGAACCGGAAAAUAUUAACAAAUCGGAGCCAAUUCCAUUAGCAGCGUAUUCGUUGACAACGGAACCUACGGCUAUAGCAUUGGGCGCGUCCCACGUCUGCUGUGCAACGGGAUCCCACGCGUGGUUCUACCCUCUAGCUGGGGGCACACCCAUCCGACGACAAUACCCAGCACCGGUCGACACUUUGCGGGUAGCUGGACAAUUCGCUGCUGCCAUGUUUCAAUCCAGAGCAACGUUGCAUAGCAUAGAAACAGCUGAUCCUUCAGAACCCGAAAAAGAGAGUAUGUCAUUCCCCGAAGCGCACAUGCAAGGCGCCAAAAUAUUGGAUAUACACCUCACAAGUGAUUUCUUUAUAUUUGCGUCAGAUCAAGGUGAUAUAGAAUACUUUGGCCUUGAGGAGUGGACUCGAUGCGUACGCUACAAGCACAGUUGUGCAGUAACCGCGCUCUUUGUCGAUAUCAGCGGCGCACGCGCAUUGCUUUUAGACGAGAAACGGCGCACGUAUGUUUAUUGGCCUGCUGCUGGUGAACUGUGUGCUGUGCCUGAUCAGAAAAGUUGCAAGGGCGUUAUCUGGGAUAUAUGCUUGUCUGAUCGCAACGUGUUCGGGAUAUACAGCGGGGACGCGGUUCACAUCUACUACUACGCACCCAAUUCAAUCAGAGGGUCGCACGUGGACUACGUGGCUAAUACCAGUCUCCUACCAGAUCAGAUACCUUUGAUACUCUUCUCCGGGGACUGCUAUUGCUAUGCCAGUGGAGGGAAUGUUCAGAAAAUAUCUCUCGACUCACACAACACUAGCGGUCUCGCUGAGGCUGACACAGAAAAGAGAGUGCAAAAUCAAAAGCAGCACAUUAGUAAGCUGCUGCUGCUGCGUCGUUUUGCUGAAGCGUGGCUCUUCUGUGACGCGGUGGAUGAAGUUGAGGAAUGGAGAAAGCUUGGGGAGGCCGCUAUAGCUGACUUGAAUGUUGAAUUUGCAAUACGCGUGUACACUCGUCUCAGCGAUGUCGCGAUGGUAUGGGCUCUAGAAGAUGCUUCACAUGUUGAAGAACUACCUAUACUAAGCGGACUACUUUGCGCCUGUCUUGACAAAGGAGAUGCGGCAGUGCGAUGGUUAGAAGGCGUGGCUGGUGGCGAUAGCGGCGCAGGCGCUCGAUACGCCCUAGAAGUCCAAGCCGCGAGGGGCGAAUGGGCCCGGGCAGCAGAGACAGCGCGCAGGGCAGCCCCGCAUCUGGCACCGCACUUGACACUACAACACGCUAUGCAUCUUGAGCUUACAGCUGAUUACCACGAAGCUCUCGCAACUUAUGAGGCAAGCAUUAACAGCGAAAACACCACCAAUAUCAAAGUGAAAGAACACAACGCUAAAUGCGAAGCCGGCAUCGCCCGGAUGUCUAUCAGAUGUGGUGACGUCAUGCGCGGAGUUACGACUGCCAUGAAGUACUCGCACGAUACCAACCUGCUUAAGGACUGCGCGCAAUUGCUCGAAGAAGAGAAACAGUACACCCACGCUGCAGCCCUGUACGACCACUCUGGCAAUACAGAGAAAGCCGCGAUCCUCUACAUUAAACUGAAAUCUUGGCUAAAGGUCGAAGCUCUCAUCCCCAAAAUCCAUUCGCCCAGUAUUCACCUUCAGUACGCAAAAGCUAAAGAAUCCGAAGGCAGAUAUAGCGACGCGCUCAAAUCCUACAUAAAAGCUCAGGAUUACGAAUCAGCUAUACGCCUCAACUUGGAAAAACUAGAUGAUAUCGAUGAAGCAGUGCGCCUGGUCCAAGAAACCAAAUCGGUUCACGGAGCGAAGAUGGUGGCAAACUACUUCCAGAAUAGUGAUGACCCGACAUCCGCUAUCAAGUUCCUAGUGAUGUCCCUGUGUUACGAUGAAGCGUUCCAGCUGGCGAGGAAGAACGGCAAGUUACAUUUGUACGGGGAAAUAUUGAUUCAAACGUCUCAAGCGAGGCCUGAGGACUUUAAAAGCUUGGCUCUACAUUUCGAGGGGGAGAAGAAUCAUUUGCUGGCCGGGAAGUUCUAUUUCCACGCGGGGGAGUAUAACAAGGCAAUGGGGCAUUUGCUAAAGGUGGGCGGAUCUGAAGAGGAAGAGAGUGAGGCGAUAACCGUAGCUAUAGAUUCCGCGGCGGCAAGUGAUGACGAGCGACUGACUAGGAGAUUAAUAGAAUACCUUUUGGGCGAAUCGGACGGAAAUCCUCGUGAUCCACGCCACCUGUUCCGUUUGUACAUGGCCAAGAAGCAGUUCAACGAGGCGGCUAAGACAGCGGUGAUAAUAUCGAAUGCGGAGUGUGCAGCCGGCCGAUAUAGAGAAGCGAGAGACGUGUCGCGAGGUCUUAUUGGUGCAUUGCGCGCGCGCGGUUUGCCCGUUCCUAGAGAUUUGAGGAGAGCUAUAGCUAUACUUCACUCGUACAUACUGGUUCGAACUCACGUACGGCGUGGAAGACAUGACCUAGCCGCGCGACUGCUCCUGCGCACAGCUGCUGAAGUGUCAUUCUUUCCUACGCAACAGCAUAUCAUAUUAUGUCCAGAUCAAGUCUCAAUACUGACAUCGACGGUGAUAGAAUGCGUACGCGCAGGAUUAAAGCAUCAGGCGUAUCAGUGGGCGCGGGUACUUAUGCAGCCCGAAUAUCGUUCGCAGAUUGAUCCAAAAUACUCGAAGAAAAUAGAGUCUGUGGUGCGUCACGGGACCCGAGGAGCCCCUGUGACAGAACCAGGUGUGCCGUGUCCGGCGUGCGGAGCGGAUCUCCCCCCGGCUGAACUGCACUGCGCUCGUUGCGAAUCAGACCUGCCGUUCUGUUUGGCCACUGGUCUCCAUAUCGUUAAAGACGAUUUGACCGCGUGCCCCGAAUGUGACUUUCCCGCCAUUUACACUGAGUUUGUUGAGAUUCUCCGCGAAGAGGCCAAGUGCCCCAUGUGCGGUGAAAACGUCGACCAUAGAAGGCUAGUCAAGAUAGACGACGUCGCCUUAUAUUUGGACCAUGUUACUACGGAAUAG